This is a messenger RNA of Penicillium malachiteum, 534 nucleotides long. Its product is annotated as nucleoside deaminase. The coding region runs from base 1 to 534 and encodes 177 amino acids. Gene Ontology annotation, molecular function: zinc ion binding; tRNA-specific adenosine-34 deaminase activity. Gene Ontology annotation, cellular component: nucleus; cytoplasm. The transcript is spliced from 5 exons. Gene Ontology annotation, biological process: tRNA wobble adenosine to inosine editing. The record is from RefSeq and is a predicted model, not a curated record. Lineage: Eukaryota; Fungi; Ascomycota; Eurotiomycetes; Eurotiales; Aspergillaceae.
AUGGAUUUUCCAACUACAGAGAUUCAAGUUUCGCCUGCAGUGACGGCGGAUCCCAAACAUGCCUACUUCAUGCAACAGGCCUUACUGAUGGGUGAGAAGGCCUUGGAGUCGGGGGGAGACACCUGUUGGGGAACUCGACAUGCCGAAUUUCUUGCUAUCGCAGAGGUUCUACAGACCUACCCCAAGUCAAUUCUUCAAUCUACAGACCUCUACGUGACCGUUGAACCGUGUGUCAUGUGUGCGUCAGCUCUGAAGCAGUAUCGCAUUCGCAGUGUAUAUUUCGGUUGUCCUAAUGACCGAUUUGGAGGCACUGGCGGUGUCCUGUCACUUCAUUCCGACCCCUCUAUUGACCCCGCAUAUCCAGUGUAUGGAGGAUUGUUUCAUAAUGAGGCCAUUAUGCUACUCCGCCGUUUUUACAUACAAGAGAAUGAGAAAGCGCCAAACCCUCGGCCAAAGAAGAAUCGCGAGCUGAACACGAAGUUUGAAAAUGGAGGCAGUUCAACUUCGACCCCAGAUAUCAAUACCUCACUUUGA